Molecule: messenger RNA, 2146 nt
Organism: Phragmites australis (common reed)
Lineage: Eukaryota; Viridiplantae; Streptophyta; Magnoliopsida; Poales; Poaceae
Product: sodium/hydrogen exchanger 1-like
Exons: 15
Coding region: 210-1844 (544 amino acids)
Biological process (GO): regulation of pH; sodium ion transport; proton transmembrane transport
Cellular component (GO): membrane
Molecular function (GO): sodium:proton antiporter activity
Source: RefSeq, a predicted model, not a curated record
UCAGCCUCAUGGCCAGGCGGGACUCCACCUCCGCCUCCUCCUCUCCCUCUUCCCCUCACGUCCCUCUCCGAAUCUCCCACCGAUCCCACGCGAAAUCGGCAUCCAGAUCUUCUCCCCCGCGAUUCAGAUCACCGGAUCGACCCUGCACCUCGUGAAGUCUGCAGCGGCGCCGAGGUUGCUGGGAGCUGUGGAUCUGCUGAGGUGGCGCCAUGGGGCUGGAUUUGGGAGCUCUUCUCAAAUCCGGCGGGCUCUUGGUCUCGGACCAGGACGCGAUCGUUUCGAUCAACAUCUUCAUUGCGCUGCUCUGCAGCUGCAUUGUGAUCGGGCACCUGCUGGAAGGCAACAGAUGGGUGAACGAGUCUACCACAGCGCUUGCCAUGGGGCUGAUCACUGGAGGUGUCAUUCUGCUCGUUACUAAUGGUACGAAUUCAAGGAUUCUUGUGUUCAGUGAGGAUCUGUUUUUCAUCUACUUGCUACCGCCGAUCAUCUUCAAUGCUGGGUUUCAAGUAAAGAAAAAGCAAUUCUUCCGCAACUUUAUGACAAUUACUUUAUUUGGUGUUGUUGGGACAUUGAUAUCCUUUGUAAUAAUCUCUCUCGGUGCUAUGGGAUUGUUCAGGAAACUUGAUGUUGGUCCACUCGAGCUUGGGGACUAUCUUGCAAUUGGUGCUAUUUUCUCUGCAACGGAUUCUGUUUGCACCUUGCAGGUGCUUAACCAGGAUGAAACACCCCUACUCUAUAGUCUAGUUUUUGGUGAAGGUGUUGUAAAUGAUGCUACGUCUGUUGUGCUCUUUAAUGCAAUUCAAAACAUUGAUAUUGUUCAUCUUGAUGCUUUUCUUCUAUUAAACUUCAUCGGAAAAUUCCUCUACCUUUUCUUCACCAGCACCAUCCUUGGAGUAGCUGCUGGGUUGCUUAGUGCAUACAUUAUUAAGAAACUUUGUUUUGCGAGACAUUCAACUGAUAGAGAAGUUGCUAUCAUGAUUCUCAUGGCAUACCUUUCGUAUAUGCUGUCCAUGCUGCUGGAUCUGAGUGGCAUUCUCACCGUCUUCUUCUGUGGAAUAGUAAUGUCACAUUACACUUGGCAUAAUGUGACAGAAAGCUCUAGGGUUACUACUAAGCAUACUUUUGCAACUUUAUCAUUUAUUGCAGAAAUUUUUCUCUUUCUCUAUGUCGGGAUGGAUGCAUUGGACAUUGAAAAAUGGAAAUUAGCUAGUAGCAGUCCUACAAAACCAAUUGCUUUAAGUGCGAUUAUAUUGGGCUUGGUUAUGGUUGGAAGAGCAGCGUUUGUAUUCCCUUUGUCUUUCCUAUCCAACCUAAGUAAAAAAGAGGCACGCCCAAAGAUCUCCUUCAAGCAACAAGUAAUCAUAUGGUGGGCUGGUCUCAUGAGAGGGGCAGUAUCAAUUGCACUCGCCUAUAACAAGUUUACAGCAUCUGGUCAUACUGCAGUGCGAGUUAAUGCUAACAUGAUCACCAGCACAGUCAUUGUUGUUCUGUUCAGCACAAUGGUUUUCGGUUUGCUGACUAAGCCACUGCUUAGUCUUCUCAUCCCACCAAGGCCUGGCUUGAACAUGUCCGAGCUCUCAAGCCAAUCAAUUCUAGACCCACUUCUUGGUAGCUUGAUGGGGUCUGACUUCGAUGUAGGCCAGAUCUCCCCUCAGUACAACCUCCAUUUUAUUCUCACUGCACCAACUCGCUCCGUCCAUCGUCUGUGGCGCAAGUUUGAUGACCGUUUCAUGCGCCCGGUGUUCGGGGGGCGAGGCUUUGUUCCAUUUGUGCCUGGUUCUCCGGUGGAGCGGAGCACCCAUGAAUCUUACCUGGGCACUGUGAUUGAGGCAGAGCGUAGUUAAGUUGAGACUUGAGACACAGAAGCUGUAGACAAUUUCUGUAAAUGUUCAAGCAGCUACCACUCAUUUUUGUUCUCGGAAUCGGUUGGUGCAUUUGUUGUUGUAAAUUAUGCAUAUAGUUUCAGGAGAACCACUUAAGCUGCUGUAAUUUCUGGGAGUCACUCCCAACUGUAGAUUACUAUAAUUCAUCUGUAAAUUUCAAUGUUGUUCAAAGGCAAUAAUCACAUUCUGGCAUAUUGGCAUGUUUUUGUAUAAUUGUAAUGGAUAUGUAGAAACAGUCUUAUUUUAUAUAUUUUUGAGUUUUA